Colias croceus (clouded yellow) is the source of this 1956-nucleotide messenger RNA. RefSeq names its product plasminogen activator inhibitor 1 RNA-binding protein-like (gene VIG). Gene Ontology annotation, cellular component: cytoplasm; nucleus. The transcript has a single exon. The record is from RefSeq and is a predicted model, not a curated record. Gene Ontology annotation, molecular function: RNA binding. Lineage: Eukaryota; Metazoa; Arthropoda; Insecta; Lepidoptera; Pieridae. The coding region runs from base 183 to 1349 and encodes 388 amino acids.
UAAGAUUGCGGCCAUUUUCAUUCUUUUCUCUAUUCCUGCCGUCAUAUGGCGUAUAGUGUGAUAGUUUGUCCGCCAUAUUAAAUGAAAUCAAUAAAAUAAGACAAAAUGUCGCCUUACUAAGUGUGUGAAAUUAAUCCAUCAACAUCCAGUUUUUGUGUAGUUAAAACAUCAAGAGGAUCACAAUGGAGAAUUCCUACGGUGUGGGGAUCGAUAAUAGAUACGCUCUUUUCUUGGACGAUGAGUCCGAUCCUCUUGAUGCGUUAAAAGCGCGAGAGCAAGCAAAAGAGCUCAAAAAGAAGACCAAAGAGGCAGAAAAAGAGAACAAAGGCAAACCUGAGGCCAAACCUAAGAGCGGCAAUGCCGUCGUGAGGAAAGGUAUCAAGGAAACUCAAAAUGUGAAGUCUCAAGAAAUUAAGAGCGGUGAACAACAAAAGCCUAAGGGGCCGCCGCGAAACAAUGAGCGCAAUGCGGAACGUCCGCCGCAACGCCGUCGCGAAGAUCGUCCGCAGAACGGUGCCGUUGAGGGCAAGGAUGGUGCCAGACCUCCUCGACGUGAACUCGGCGAUCGCAGGCCUAACUUCGAAAGACGUAACUUCAAUGACAACCCCGAAGGCGGUGAACGUCGCGGACCAAGGCCGCCGCGCGAACCGCGUGACGGUCAGCGUGGACCCCGACCGGGUUUUGACAACCGGGGAAAACGUGAGUUCGACAGGCGGUCCGGUUCCGAUAAAACCGGCGUGAAACCCGUCGACAAACGCGACGGUGGCGGCCCACACAACUGGGGUACUAUCAAAGAUGACCUCGACGAUAUGAAUCCGACCAGCUCGGACGCCGACGUCGCCGAAGAGAAGCCUGCCGAAGCGCCGGCCGCCGGUGCAGGUGACGGACAGCAGCCAGAGGCCGAGCGCACCGUCCCCGCCGAGGAGGAGCCCCGCGAGCUCACUCUCGACGAGUACAAAGCGCUCAGGAACGCUCAGCGCACGGCGCCGCAAUACAAUCUUCGCAAGGCCGGCGAGGGCGAGGACUUGAGCCAGUGGAAGAACCUGGUGUUGCUGGAGAAGAAGAAGGAAGGCGGCGACGACGACGACUCCGACGAAGAGUACGACAUCUCUGACUAUCCGCAGCGCGUGGGCCGUCAGAAGCGCGUACUCGGCAUCGAGUUCACGUUCACGGACGGCGCGCGGCGCGGCGGCACGGGCGGGCGCGGGCGCGGGCGCGGCGGCCGCGGGCGAGGCGGGCGCGGGCCGCCGCGCGACGAGGCGCCCGUGGAGGAGCCGCGCCCGGCGCCGCGCUCCCAGGUCGCGCCACCCAAGGUGGAUGACAGCAAAGAUUUCCCCUCUCUCAGCUAGACUAACAGUGAGCCUUCACACUACUCCCCUUUCGAAGUAUGAUAGAGAUACAAAUUAAAUAUUGUAUGUACCGUUAUUUUUGAAGUAAAUAUACAAAAUAUUUACAUGAGUGUGUAUUAUAUUGCAUUGAAUUUUAGCAGAUUUAAUCGUUGACUAUCUAUGAACCUUGAAAAGAUUCAAAGGUUUACUUAUAAAUUUUAUAGUGAUGGGAAUUGACUCGAAGCACUCGGGUAGCGAGGAGGGGGAGGAUGUUUUAUUUUUUUCUUUACUAAGAGAUUGCUACAUUAAUGCAUAUGAAUCGUUAAAUAACAGUAGCUUUUUAUUGUAAUCACAUCAGCUUAUGGUUUUAACAUUUAAUAAGUUGUAUGAAUAAGAUUUUAAACUCAUAGACUGUGACACGCUAUAUUGAAUGAACUCCGUCACAAUUUAGAAUAGAGCAUUUGUGAAAAUAACCCUUGUUGCAUUUUGUGUCAUGAGUUUGUGUUGACAAAUGCAAACUUAAAUCUGUAAAUAGUCUUAAAAAUUUAAAGAUAAGGUCGUAAAAUAACAAGGUUGAUUUUUGUUGUUACACAAACUUCUUGAAAAAUAAACAUUUUGUAUGUGUGAA